Molecule: messenger RNA, 565 nt
Organism: Hypoxylon fragiforme
Lineage: Eukaryota; Fungi; Ascomycota; Sordariomycetes; Xylariales; Hypoxylaceae
Product: NADH-ubiquinone oxidoreductase B18 subunit-domain-containing protein
Exons: 3
Coding region: 110-376 (88 amino acids)
Cellular component (GO): mitochondrion
Source: RefSeq, a predicted model, not a curated record
CAUCGUCAUUCGUUUGGUUUAUCGAGUUGAUUUGUCUCACGAAUUCACUAGCUCAGCUCCCCAUUGCGAAUUGACCAUCCAUUUGUACAAAAUCACCAAAGUCACCAAUAUGGGCCUCUUGAGCAGCUCAUCCGAGGCUCCUCCAAAAGCCACGCGGGAGGAGAUGCGCGAUGCCAAACUUCCCUUGGCCUACCGAGACAGCUGCGCAAACCUUCUCAUCCCUCUCAAUAGAUGCCGUGUCGAUACCUACUAUAUGCCUUGGAAAUGCAGCGACGAGCGACAUAGCUACGAGAAAUGCCAGUACAUUGAGUUCAAGAAACGUGUGGCUAGGAUGAACGAACUAAGAGAAGCGAAGGGCGGCGCGCGAAGUAAUUGAGCCUUACAAGUCGGCUUGCAUAGAAAAAUUCAUAUUAAAGUACAAAGUGCUACUCAAGUUACUCGCCUGUCGGUUGUCCGUUGAAGAAGCCAUCAUCACCGGUACAUUGAGUUCACUGCUGAGCCAGUAUUAAUUUACAUGCCGUACAAGCCUUGGUUGUACAUCUAUGGAAUGUGUCUUCAUAGCAAC